Messenger RNA from Xyrichtys novacula (pearly razorfish), 9416 nucleotides. Lineage: Eukaryota; Metazoa; Chordata; Actinopteri; Labriformes; Labridae. The record is from the annotation of a GenBank genome assembly.
GGAAAGCCCCAGCUCGACUCCCAUGUGCUCUGCAGCCUCCCACUCUGAUUCAAGCCUCAACACCACCCCCCUCCCCUCUCGCUUUGUCUCGUGGGAUUGUUUGGGAGUGAAAAGGAAAGGAAGUGACAUGGUAAAACCGCUUUUUAUUAAUUCUGAGAGGAGGGAGCGUUUGGCGGGGUGUCACAGCAGCUGAUGGGAGCAGAGAGCGUGUAUCAAACAUUGGAUAUCGGGAUGAAUAACUUAACACAAAACCCCCAAAUCCUCUGCUAACAGGAAUCAAAUGUGAUCCUGUGACACCAGUGGGCAAAGGCGGGAUGCAGACAGGGCCUUAUUUCUGCAAUUUUAUUACAUUAUUCAUCACAAGCCGUUGAUCUAAUGGAAACAUAUUACAAGUACACUUUGUAUGUGAAUAUGUGGAUGUUCAACUGCAGUUUAUAGAAUGUGUCUGAUCAUUUGUGACUGGCUUUAAAUUUGUCUAAUUUGGCUCAAGGUACAAACUUUAAAGCUUUUUUUUUUUUAGUAUUAUGAUUUUAAUGUAAGAGCUGCAGCUUAAAAAAAUAAUUAUUACUGUUACAUCCUCUCUAAGAGGGCAUUGUGCAUUUUGAAAACACCCUAUUUGACUCAAUUAAAGUCCAAAAGCAAAAAAACCCCACUCUGUUUCAAUGAUAUAGAAGGUUAAUAAUCUCACGUGAAGAUGUUAGUGCACUGCAAACGUUAAGUAUUUGUGCUUGAAAAAUGACUCUUACAAAUUAACCAAUCAAUGUCACUCUUGUUAUAAAAUUUGUAGUUCUGCAGGAACUUUCAAAGAGUCUAAGGGUUUCCUACUGUGGAGACCAAGAGCAUGAUUGGUCAAGAAAUCACAGCGUUCAUUAGGCAGAGUUUCAUUAAAGUCUAUUUCCCCAUUAUUAAAACCACAAAAGCCGGUAUUUAAAAGGAGGUUAAAUGUACCUCCAGUCACACUUGAGUUAAUUAAGGUUCCUUAUCUUUACAGGUACUAAGAGCAGGGUGUGAAUGCAGGACUGUAAAUUGGACUGGAGGGACCUUUAAGUCCCUGAAAAAUGCUCCUCUGGAUACUCAUAGUUGAAACGCCACUUUGGUAAGUUGCUCCCCGCUCUCUCGUACUCAACAGCUAUAAUAGAGACACUCAUGGAGACAAAAAAGCCUUACUGUGUGAUCAAUUAUUUAACAUUCAGGGUAAUUCCAGUCUGCCUAAUCUGAUGUCACUCAGCAGAGCCAUAAUUAGGGUUUCUUAUGGCUGUAUGAUGGGCCAUGACUGAUGUUCGGUGGGACUAAACUGCCAUCUACUGGCUGCUGGGUGAAUCACAGACGGACGUAUUACACACAGAGGGAGGACAUGUUUGUGAGUUGAAAUACUGUCUAAAACUGUCCUCAGGUUACAAAAGUUUUAACUGCAGUAAAUUCAUGAAGUUUUCAGCCUCAUUUUAAAGUUAUAUUUUUAGCUCACUAUAAAAGAGCUUUGUGAAUUAAAGUUAAAAUUGUAAUGAGUUAGUUUAUGCAGGAGUUGGGGAGAUUUCUCAUUUACACACACUGUUUUCCAUCAAAGCAUCAAAUUUGAACUCCCAGAUAUGGAUGUAAGUGAUGGUUAUUGUAUGAAAAGAGGUCAGAAGAGGUAUUUCUUGGCUCAAGGUGAAAGAAAACAAAUGUUUUUAAUGUUUAAAUUCAUUGUUUAAAUGGAAACCGAACUGUUGGGCUGUUUAUAGAGAUAUUUUAACCCCUUAACUCCUGAAUUGCCUCUUUAGAUUAAGCAUCUCAUUUAUGUGGGUGAGACUGCAGUCUGUUUAGUUUGAUCAGUGAUUUGUUUUUUAUAUUUCUACAUUUUCUACAUCCAUAUUUGUGUGUCUUUGAGUGUCUGGCCUCUUGGAUGAGUUGUGGAUUUCACUGAGCAUAUGGCGGAGCCUGAAAAUCUUGAAUCAUGAAUUUUAUUGUAGGGGGUUAACUACAGUGUCAGGGGAAACUACCUCUAUCUGCAGCUGAGCGUCAAACAGAUAAACACAAAGCUUGUUCAGCAAAUCUGUUGCCCAAAAUAACUUUUUUUUCCAGACAGGAGAGCGGUGUGCAUAAGAACAGUGAGGUAACCCUCUGUGUGGGAACAAUCCACCUGUCACCAGGUGAUAUGAAGAGACUAGAAAAACUGAAGCUGGACUCACUCUGAGCUCCCAUACCAGUCCGGACAAACAGACGAGAUGAGAGGCCUCUGGUUAUUGUUGGUGCUCGUGGCUGCGGCCAAAGCUGAUGUGAGAGUCUUCAGUGGGUGAGUUAGUGUGUGCACAGAAUAAGAACCAGGUAGAAAAGGCAAUUAAUUUUUGUUAUUCUAAUUUAAAAAAAUUUAAAAAUCAUCACAUCUCUAAUUUUGGUAUGGACUGUGACAUUUCAGGCUGAUCAGGGUUUCUGUUACUCCUUUUUACUUCUGUCUAUUUUUUUUAUUUAACCAGAAAAGCAGAAGUGACAAAUUCAAGAGUGAUAACAGCAGCAGUAAAAGUAAUGGAAAUACAAAUCAUAAUAGAAGAACAAUACAUUCUGAAUCAUAUAGCACAAAGUCGUCUGAUGAAGCAUCCCCGACCUGAAGCAUGUCUCUUUAAAGCUGUCAGACUACCUUUAAAAAGAGUAAGAGAGACAAGAUCCCUCAGACCCAAGAGCUCCAAGCCAGGAGCAGUAUAUCAGAUAAGUGCCUGAGAUUCGGUCUGCAGGUGGAUACUGCAGGCUAGGCACUGAUAGAUUAGGGCCUUAAGAUCUGUAAUAAAUCUUAAAGCUUCACAGUGAAUGAUACUCAGAGAGUGCAGGCACUAAGGGGAUAUAAAACAUCGCCACAGUUAGGGAUAUAAAGGUAUGAGCAAAAGAAAUAUAUGAUUUAUUACUUUAAGAGAAAGUCACAAAGUUGUGAAAUAAAAUGAUAGAAGGCAGGUUUCAUCAUCACGAAAUUUGAUUUAGUUUAUGUAAGACAAAAGUUAUAUAUAUUAUCUUAUAUGGUAUCAAAAGUGUUUACAAGUGACCUGAUAUUGGGUUUAAACUGAGCAGUAAAUCACUGUGUCAUCAGCAUAUGAACAAAUAUGGACCUCUAAAUCAGAGCUGUACCUUCAAAACAAACUGUACAUAAAAAUCAUUAUUUUGUUAUUUUGAAGUUAUAUCAGAAACACUUUGAUAAACAUUUGAGGACUCACAAUUUUCCCCAAAACUUAAACAAAAUUAAAAUAAAGGUUAAACUUGUACUGAUGCUAACAAUCCUUUAUAAGUUUCAGAAGAUAAAAGAGAAGUUUGAAAGUAUGAGUAUUCGAUUAAUUCGUACUCUGAAGGGACACAAACUCUCACCUUGGUUUUGGACGCACAGAAGGUCUUUGAAUGUCCCCCCCCCCUUUUUUUUCUAAGUGUCUAAUCAUUUUGGAGAGUAAGAGCUGCUACAAGCUAGCUCAAUAGCUGCUGCUGCAUCCUUUUUCACUCUGCUGUGUUUAAUGACGUGUGGGAACCAGUGGACCACUGCUAUGAACUCUCAGUAUUAGCAUACACUUAUUUUAAGCACCACAUAAAUGUUUCGCCUCAUCAUAAAGACAGUUACCGUCAGUACCGGGAGUAGAUAUGGAGAUUUAUUGAUAUGCUUAAUAUCAGGGCAAAUACUGCAGAAUGUCCAGCUAUGUAAAAUGUUACAUACAUAUAAAAUAUCUGUGGCGUAUCAUCAUUCUUUGUCUCUGAAGCAUAAAAAUACAGAGCUGACAUCAGGAAGACAAACUGCAACACAAGUGAUAUUAAGUUAAUCUACUCUGGACAUGUCUCAAAUGUGAUGUUUUACAAAUAAUAUCCUUUUCAGCGUCCUCAUAUACAGGCAUUAUACUUGAAAAAUGUAGGCAAAAACAUGACCAGAUCCUACUGUGCAGUUCGUGGCGUUGUAUGACACAUUUUCUCACAAAACAAAGUUUGUUUAGUGAAGUUAGGAUGCUUUUAUAUAUCCCAGAAAGGUCAAUUAUUAACAGAUUAUCAAGUCUAAAUUCACAACUCUGAAACUCAUAAGGCAGCGGUAUCUUAAACACUACACAUUACAUAAAAGCACCAAGUAGUAUUGGGCAAUUUACAGCAAUUAAACUGUAAUUUUGAAAAACUUCUGUGGUGUUCUGGCAAAAGGACUGAAAUAAAAGUUUUCUUCAAAUGGAGAAAACUUUUAUUCUGAAUUUCCACUCUUCCAGCUCUCAUUAGUCACCACUCAGUCUGCUGUUUAGUUUAGGGGAAGAAAACUCAGUCAAAGUUAUUAAAUUAUUGUCACUAGAGACCUAAAUAGACUCCAAAAAUGCCUCAAACAUUCAGCAUACCAAUAAUAUUUUUCCAUGCUGAAAAAGCACAUUCGUAUUCGGGGAGCAGAUCAUGAAGGGACUUUCUGUUUGGAGAAAGAUUAAAUCAUAAUUACAGUCAUAUUAAAGAGAGCAGAGUGGGAGUCAGGUCUGGUACUUGCUGUUCUGUAGGAAUAAUUACUCGCUAUAUUUCUUAGCAACAGAUUUAUUCUCUACAGAUGAACUCAGUGUGGGUUUCCAGAGUGAUAACAUCAGCUUAAAAACUCUAAAUGUAAAUAAUUAGAUUCAUAAACUGAAAUGUUUUUUUCCAGAGAUCAAGUCAUCAGGGUCAAUGCUGAGACUGAAGACCAGCUCCAGCUCCUGCAGGCUCUGGAGGCUCGAGAGGAGUGGGAGGUACACACACACACACACGCACACAUACACACUUGAAUACAAACACAAGCACACAGCAGAACAAACACCUACACAACAAGUUUUCUCAGCUGCUUGUGCUAAACAGUUUCUCACAAACUCCCAAAGGUACAAAAAGGCGAGUGUGUGUGUGUGUGUGUGUGUGUGUGUGUGUGUGUGUGUGUGUGUGUGUGUGUGUGUGUGUGUGUAUGUGUGUGUGUGUGAGGGGGCUGAAGGUUAACAGAGUCAUCAGCUCUUGUCAGGAAGUCAGAAACCCUCAGAGUAUCGGCGGCUGUUUAGUUUCUACCCAUUAAGACACAAAUAUGAAGCAUAGAUCAAACUUUGCCUUCUGUUUGAGUCUAAUUAUUUCGUCCUCUCUGCUUCUUUAAGCGGGAGUUAAUACCAGUGUUGGAGCAAAAAAGUGCAACCAAUGAAUGAAUGUCAGCGACAGAACCUCAUUUAGAUGUGACGCAAUUACGUCUGGUUGGUUAGUUGUUUUAGAGUCAUACUGAAACAUUGUGCUGUUGAUUUGAAGAUGAAAACUUAAACUCCUUUUUUUGCCAUUUUCACAGCUUUUGUAUUGUAAAAUGAUAGCUCAGAUAACCAUCAUUAAAACCAUCAUUAAAACUACAAAUGGAAAGUUAAUGCUGGAGCCUAAAAGAAGUUUUAACAUUUACAGAUUUCAUUUCAUCCAGACACCGCGUGUUUUCUUAUGAAUAUUAUAAAGAGGAGGGGUGUUUGAGAGUGUCAUGGCAAGGAUUCACAGUCAAAUUAGAAUAAUGUUACCUGCUGUUUCCACGAGUAAGGAGGACAAACAGGUUUGAAUAGUUGAAUAGAAUAAGGCAACUUUUAAAAUGCAUUAAAAUAUGUGAGAUUGACCCAAAUAUAUUCAUUAACCGCAGCAUGGUACUUCUUAUUUUACAGCACCACCCUCUCUAUGUCGUAUAUCUUCUUGUUUUCCAGUCCUGCUCAUGAUUUCUCUUCACCUGUUUGGUUUAAGGUGGACUUCUGGCUGGACCCAGUCUCCACUGAUCUGCCCAUCGACAUCCGUGUGCCCUACGACAGUCAGACCGCUGUGAUGGAGUACCUCAACGCCAACAGCAUCCGCUACUCUGUCCUUAUCAGCGACCUCCAGGUACGCAAUCUUAAACUCAAAAUCACGUAUCAGCUGAUUGUUUGAGCACAUGUGCGCUGAAUUUUAGCUGUCCUCUGUGACACAUUCAGGAGCUUCUGGAUGAGGAGAAAGUUGAGAUGCAGAAGAACCAGAUGAAGGAACGUAUGACCAAGAGCUUCAACUUUGGAGCCUAUCAUCGUCUGGAGACGGUACCAUAUUUAUACAAACUUAGAUGUUUCUCGUGACACUCUAGAUUAACAGUAAAUUCAGGCAAACCUUUGGCUGUGGUUCUCUAGAGCAGGAUGUUGGAAAUCUAUCAAAUCUGAACACAUAGAGGGAACUUUGUGAUGGAAAUAAUUAGAUGUAUACAUUUUUCAUAUGUAAAGCUGACGCAGAGUUUACUUUUAUAUGAUCUAGCCAUUUGUCUGAAUUAUAAUCCCUGACUCACAGAUCUACAGCUGGAUGGACACUCUGGUGGCUCAGUACCCAAACCUGAUCUCCAAGCAGGAAAUUGGUAAAUCCUAUGAGAACAGACCCAUGUAUGUGCUCAAGGUAAGACUUACUGCAUGUGUAUAUCUGUUUGUAUGUGCACACACUGUACAAGCAUGCAAUUUUGAUUACAGCUCUGUCAUCACCGUAUUUAGUUCAGCACUGGAGGAAACAAGCGUCCUGCAAUCUGGAUCGACACUGGAAUCCACUCCAGAGAGUGGGUGUCUCAGGCCACCGGAGUGUGGACUGCCAACAAGGUACAACAUGUCAGCCAGAUCAGUCAGUGAUGUGAUAAAGUGAUUUUGCAAUAGGGUAGACGUUGCAAGAUUAGAGAUCUUAUUCAUUCAUUCAAACAAAUACAUGGACAUUUGAUGCAAGCACCGUAGUGAUUUUAGAGGCACUCAGCUGCAGCUCUGUAGUCUCAUCAUGUAUUUGCAAAAAGGUGCUGAGCAAGUCCGUUUAAAUACUAGCUUUCCUAAAAUCUUAUAUCUACUUAUAUUGCUGCAAAAAUAAUAAUGGAUAUGAAUGAAAUCUAUGGCUGGUUAUGUCCAGGGCAUAGUAUUUAAAACCAGAGGCAUAAUCAAGCAGUUCCUCAUCAUCUGUUAACAGCUCAGAUCAGCCUCUGUUAACUAAAUACCUCAACAAGGCUUUUUAAAUUCACACGAGAGUCUAAAAUUGUCCCCAGAUACUUUACCUUUGUCAUGACUGUCACCUUCAAUUCUGACAUUCAGCGAUUCUGCUGCAAGAAACUGUUUAAUUAAAAGAAACAGAUUGACGCAGUUUUUAGUGUUGAGUGCCAAACAAGAGGCAUCAAGAUUUUAAUUCACACAUCUUCAGCAGCACCUCAGAUUUGACCUGAUUUCACAUGGACAUCUGUGCCAUUUUAGUUCAGCCUGAUGUUUUAACCAAACUUAUUAAACAUAAAACAACAAAAAAUGCUAAGUUCUGUCAUUUUUCACACAAAAAUGGAAAUCUGUCUGUGGUCGCAGUAGAAAAUAAGUUUAAUCCGCUCUCUGUGUCAUAGUUCAUAUCUUUGCGUUUCAGAUGCCACUUUUGACCUUUUGUAAAAACUUUUAUCUGACAUUUUACAGUGAACCAAAUCACCAGCGUAAAAAGAUAAUGAAAUUAACCUUUAGCUGCAGCUUUAAUUAAAUCCUCAUUUAUAAUCAGAGGACUUUUUUCCAUAAAAACGUGCAUAAUAUCAGAUAAUACUUAUUUUUUUUGUUAUUAUAUAGAUUUAAAACAGACUUACAUUAAUAGCAUUGAAGCCCACUGAGCCUCAAAUUUCCUCUUUUCUGGUAAACAGUCUCUCGUCUUCUACUGUCAUGGAUGUUUAAAACUGAAAAAAGAUUACUUCAUGCUGCAGAUAACAUGAAACAUUCUUAUUUUAUAGCUUAAUAUAUUUUUGUCAUGAAACCAGUGCUCUCUACUGUCCUCAGAUUGCCACUGAUUAUGGCACCGACUCCUCCCUCACCUCCCUCCUGAACAACAUGGACAUCUACAUGCUGCUGCUGGCCAACCCUGAUGGCUAUGCCUUCACCCACACCAACGUGCGUCACUGUCAAACAUGUUGAACCCGUGGUCGUAUUUGAUGUUUUUAUUUAUCCUAUGAGAUGUGACACUUAGAAUACAUGCGAACAUCAUAUGUUGGUUUCGUGCACUUUGCCUUAAACAAUAAGCUCAACUGACUGAAACUGUGUGAUGUGUUCAGGAUCGUAUGUGGCGUAAGACCCGCUCCAUGAAUCCAGGCUACUCCUGCCGUGGAGUCGAUCCCAACAGGAACUGGGAUGCAGGCUUUGGUGGUAAUGUAUUGGGAAAUCCUCUAUCCUUCUUCUUUAUGAACCCUGGGGUGUCUUUUGCAUGUACUGUACUGUUAAUGUCUCCUUCCAGGCCCCGGAGCCAGCAGGUACCCCUGCUCCGACUCUUACCACGGCCCCUCAGCCCACUCUGAGAUCGAGGUGAAGAACGUGGUGAAUCUGAUCAAGAGCCAUGGCAACUUCAAGUCCUUCAUCUCCGUCCACGCCUACUCCCAGCUGCUCAUGUACCCCUAUGGAUACUCCUGCAGGAAUGUGCCCCAUCAGCCCGAGCUGGUAAGGGAUGGGGAUGGGGGGUGUCUUAAAUGAAGAGGAAAUACACAGCAAGCGCUUUCUCUAUUCCUCUUCACUCCUGCCUGCUGUACCCCUGCAUCUGUCUUUUUUGAUUAGUGUACCUGAACCCAUUAUUGUGCCCCUUUUCUUCUUUGGUUACAACAGGACGCUGUUGGCACAGCAGCAGUGCAGAAACUCACCUCCCUUUAUGGUACCAGAUACAAGGUUGGAAGCAUCUGCAACAUCAUCUGUGAGUCAUUUUUCACCUCAGCUCCCUUGACAGCUCUUAAGGAUUAAAUCUGUUAAAGCCUUAAAAAAAAUGGAUGAAUGUGAAGUUAUGAGCAUAAACUAAAAAAAAGAACAAACUCUGAAUGUUUGUUUGAAAAUCAAAUGAAAAAGAAAUAUAAAAUAUUAUCUUGUAAAAAUGUAGCUACAGCAACUCCUCUAGAUGCUAUAUCAAAAAAAUGUGUGCUUAGAUAUCUUGUUUUGUGUAUAUUUGUAAGAAAAUAAGCAAAACAUAUGAAGAGACGGAUGUGCCAAAGACUUGUUAAGUUAAUGUAGAAACUACAAACAUGGAGUUAUUUGUCCACCAGAGGUCACUGAUAAGUCUUUUGUAAUAAAAAUUAUAUUAGUUAUAUCAAAACCUUGUUGGUAUUAUGAAAGACUGUGCUCCUGAUGACAAAAAACCCUGGGUUGAUUAGAUUUAUUCAUGUCCUCUCCUCUGCUUCUCUCUCAGAUCAAGCCAGCGGCGGCAGCAUUGACUGGUCCUACAACCUGGGAAUCAAGUACUCCUUUGCCUUUGAGCUGAGAGACACUGGUCGCUAUGGUUUCGUCCUGCCAGCCAAUCAGAUCAUCCCCACCGCUUCUGAGACCUGGCUUGCCCUGAAACACAUCAUGGAGUACGUCGCUGACCAUCCUUAUUAAGAUUAUGAAAGGAAAAACUUCAUACUUCAGUCAGCUGAGACAGACUACACUGAUGUAUGUCAGCUUACCUACUGAUAAUAACCAAUAAAGUCAACCUUGUCUGCAUUUCAGGACUAA